Messenger RNA from Saccostrea echinata, 3087 nucleotides. Its product is annotated as probable ATP-dependent RNA helicase DDX43. Gene Ontology annotation, molecular function: RNA binding; ATP binding; RNA helicase activity. Bases 60 to 2210 code for a protein of 716 amino acids. The record is from RefSeq and is a predicted model, not a curated record. The transcript is spliced from 20 exons. NCBI's taxonomy places the organism in Eukaryota, Metazoa, Mollusca, Bivalvia, Ostreida, Ostreidae.
CCUCCAUGCGGCAGAUUUCCCUCGAAAUUUCAAUUUGUGUGCAAGUUUUAUCGUGAAUAAUGUAUGAAGAGGAAGAUUGGGAUGCAGAAUUAGAGGGCGGAACAACAUCAACUAUAACAGUAAAACCUCAGUAUUGUGCUUGGGAUAACACCUACACUCAGUCUCCCUCUGGCAGUCAACGGCAUUCACCACAGAAAAUGCAACCUGAAAGUUCAAACGGAUUUGUACGGUCACGGGGCAGAGGGAAUUGGUCUACAGGGAGAUCUGACAGAAGUGACUGGCGAAAUCGUGACGAGGAAGAUUCUUUUGAAAGCAGAGGGUUUGGUCGAGGGGAUAGAGGGCGGGGUAGAGAAAAUGGGCAUCGCGGAAGACGGGGAGGAUCAUUUGGUGGUGGACGGUCACAGAGAAAUGAGAGCAGUGAUAGAUCAAAUGGAAAUAGCUCAGCAGUGUAUGUUGAAUCCUCCCUAGUAGGAAGAAUCAUAGGCAAAGGUGGAUCUAAAAUCAGAGAAUUACAGGACAACAGUCAAGCAAGAAUUCAGGUUACGAGAGAAGAAAAUGAUGACGGAGAGAUUAAGGUGGAUAUAUCAGGAUCUCCCGAGGCCAUAGCAAAAGCUAAAGAACUGAUAGAUGAAACUAUCAACCCAGUGAGCAGAGUGACAAAAUCUUUUGGAAGGAUGAACACUGAUCAAACGGAUUCCAGCAAUGGCAGUAACCCAGCACCGAUGAUAAACUGGGCGAUGAUACGAGCCAAUAAGGAGGCCAAUGAGAAAAUAAAAUUUGAAGGUCUCCCAGAAAUAAGAAAGAAUUUCUAUAUAGAAGAUCCAGCUGUAGCUAACAUGCAUCCAGAGGAGGUGGCCCACAUAAGAAAGACAAAUAACAAUGUUAUUGUGAAGGACCUGAGUAAAGAGGGAAAUAAAAGGAUCCCUAAUCCAGUCAGAACCUUUGAGGAGGCUUUCCAACAUUACCCUGAAAUUCUGGACACCAUUUAUAACCAGAAUUUUAAAGAACCAUCACCCAUCCAGAAACAAGCAUGGCCUGUGCUGUUACAAGGAGAUGACUUGAUAGGAAUAGCACAGACUGGAACAGGGAAAACUCUGGCAUUCUUAUUACCAGCAUUUAUACACAUAGACCAGCAGCCAAUACCACGAGAGGAGAGAGGUGGACCAAAUGUCUUGGUUUUAUCACCAACUCGUGAGUUAGCUCUACAGAUAGAGGCAGAGGUUAAGAAAUUCCACUACAGAGGAAUAAAAAGUGUUUGUGUAUAUGGGGGAGGAAACAGACGGGAGCAGAUUAAUGUUGUGACCAAAGGAGUAGAAAUCAUUGUUGCCACCCCAGGGCGCUUGAAUGACCUUGUCAUGAACAAGAUUGUAGAUGUCAAGUCUGUAACUUACUUGGUUCUGGAUGAAGCAGAUCGAAUGUUAGACAUGGGGUUUGAACCAGAAAUUAAGAAAAUUUUACUGGACAUUAGACCAGACCGACAAACGGUCAUGACAAGUGCUACUUGGCCACCGGGAGUCAGAAGAUUAGGAGAGAGCUACCUCAGGGACCCCAUACAAGUGUUUGUUGGCUCCCUAGAUUUAGCAACUUGUCAUUCUGUCACACAGUAUAUAGAAAUUGUUGACCAAGAAGAAAAGAAGGAGAGGGUUGUUAGAUUUAUAUUGGAGGAAAUGGAAGAGGAAGAUAAAGUCUUGAUUUUUGUGGGUAAAAAACUGACAGCUGAUGAUCUGUCCAGUGAUUUAUCUCUGAAAAUGAUCAACUGUCAGUGUAUUCAUGGAGAUAGAGAACAGUGUGAUAGGGAGCAAGCUUUAGAAGAUUUUAAGCAGGGACACACAAGGAUCCUUGUGGCCACGGAUGUUGCUUCCAGAGGUCUUGAUGUAAAAGACAUUACACAUGUUUUUAAUUAUGAUUUCCCUCGGAACAUGGAGGAAUAUGUUCACAGAGUUGGUAGAACCGGUAGAGCAGGUAAAACGGGUAAAUCCAUUUCUCUGUUAACGCGUUCUGACUGGAGGUCUGCGACUCACCUGAUCGAGAUUCUGGAGGAGGCUAAUCAGAUCGUGCCAGAUGAGCUGGCAAGUAUGGCAGAGAGAUAUGAAGCUCACAAACAGAAACUCAACGAGGAGCGUGCCAAUGGUAUAUUUCGUCCUCGGGGUGGGGGAAGAGGUCGACGGAGAGAGGAAGGGGUAUACCUAUGUAUGGACGGCGUACCGUGAAGUCCCCAAUGUUUAGUCGUAGGAACCUUGCAGAAGUAAAAAGUCCAUUGUGCCAAAAUGAUGACAGUAAAUGCCUAAAUCCAGUAAUUACACACUUGUAAAUCUUAAAGUGUGCGAUACUUUGUACUAACCUGAAAUUUAAGUCGUCGCAAAUGGACCAUAUAUUGUUAUUUUUUUGUUUGAGAAAAUUGAGUACAUGUAUCUCAUUCUUUUUUAUUUUUGAUGAAACAUUCAGAUAAAUGUAUUUUACCAAUGAUUAAUCAAAAGCAUGUAGUUUGUUCUCAGUGUACCUAGGCUUUAAACAUCAGAUGAACAUUGGUGAUUAUUAAUAUUUAACGGAUAGCUUUUGUUUUAUAUUCUGUUCCAAUACAAAUGCAUUACUACGACAUGUAUGUACAAGUAAUAAUCUUUAAACUGCUUUAGUUUCUCCAUCAUUAUUGCCACAAAAAGGAUUAAAUGACAUUAAGGCAGUAGUUUUAUAAUGAAUUAUAAAAGUUAAUGGUUGUGAAUUGAUAAGAUCGUACAAAGUUUGUAUUCUGUUUCUAUGUUUAUAAACACUCUCCUACAAAGAAAGGCAUAGUUUAGUCCUGUCUUUAUCUAGUCUUGGUUCUAAAUCUGCAUUGAAUCUAAAAAUUGCAGUUUAACCUGUUUUUUGAAUAUUAUUUAAAAUUUUUCUAAUGGGACAAUAUGUCCUCCUUUGUAUAUACGUAUAAAAGAUUUAUUGUAGCAAAAUAUUUGUCUCCGGCGGAGUUGAUAUCAAGUAGAACUGACUUAACCACACAAUAAUAAGACAGCAUGGUCAUCUUUGUCAUAUGUAUUUUGAUCCUGUUGUGUACUUUGACUUUAUUAUUGAAUAAAGUUAUAAUUUAAAAAUGCA